GGGGUUGCCACGGGGCGACCCAGCGCAGCGGUUUUCACGUGACAUCUCCAGCAUGACGAUCCUCUCCCGCGGCAAGACCCGCUUUGUCGCGUCGCCGCGUCGCACCCCAAUCGCCGAAAUCUACAUGGCCCCUCCACAUUGACGCCUUCACACCCACCUCGAGUGCGCCAUGUCGAUCCGCAGAGCGGCAACCGGCCUCCACGGGGCCACCCUGCCUGCGCGCUCCGUCCAUCUGCGCAUCAUGCCUCGCCCAGCCAAUCUGUCCGAGAGCCGUGAGAUUUUCCGCGUGCUGCAGCGCUUCGGUGAAAUGGACACCUACAAGUACCUACGCUACGAGUACCACAACCCCGCCGACAACGUCGCGCUGGCCAUCUUCCGCACCCCCGACGCCGCGCAGAAAGCCCUCGACGCCUCGCCGCUCCGCUUCUCCCUCGAGCGCGCAACCUCCACCCCGCCCCCCUCCUCCGCCGACCCCGAAGACGACCCCUCCACGCUCCCCGCCGCUUCCCCCUCCUCCGACCUCUCCGCCAUGACCACCCCCAGCCCGCUCCUCGUCCACACCCCGCCCGCCCCCGCGCCCUCCCCCACCCCACCCUCCACCCCCUUCCCCUUCGCGGCCCCGCCCCCGAAACCCACAGCCCUGAAGUGGUUCCAAGUCACCGUCGACAGCUCGCACGCCGUGCACCAGGACUUCGUCGAGCGGCAGCCGCUGUGGAAGCAGUUCACGCCGAUGAAGACGAUGGCGCAGCAGGACCUGGUGCGGAUUGUGCCGCGCGAGGGGCUGAGCGAUCUGGGCAAGCGGCCGCCCAAUGCGCAUCGCACGCCGAUCAAGAUUCUGAAGAGCAUGAGCAAGUAUGUUGAGUACGGGAUGCCGAGUCUGAGGAAGAUGUGGGAGGAGAGGAAAGAGUGGGAGGAGAGGGGGGAGGAGCGGGGGGCGGGGGACGCGGAUAAGGGCACGCAGGAGCGCGUGUGAGCUUUUCCAACGGCGUGGGGGGCCGUGAAGGCGCCUGGGCGCCGGCACCGGAGAGUGCGCUCAGGGACGCUGGAUCGGACGGGCCUCAUACAAGCACACUGCGAGGCGCCAACGGCAAAGCCUCGCCGCCAGACGAGAUAGGGUCGCAACGGUCCCAGCGUCACGCGUACACCGUCCUCGCCGUCCGCGAGCG
Boeremia exigua is the source of this 1166-nucleotide messenger RNA. RefSeq lists its product as uncharacterized. The transcript is spliced from 2 exons. NCBI's taxonomy places the organism in Eukaryota, Fungi, Ascomycota, Dothideomycetes, Pleosporales, Didymellaceae. The coding region runs from base 170 to 973 and encodes 267 amino acids. The record is from RefSeq and is a predicted model, not a curated record.